AUGGGUUCGAGAGGAGCGACCGUGGUGCUAUCGAGAGCGAACAGGAUAAGAACGAAGCUGCAAUCGGCGCUGGAAGCCACAGUUUUGGAGGUGGACGACGUGUCGUACCAGCACGCGGGUCACGCCGCCGUGAAGGAAAGUUCUGACAAGGAGACCCACUUCAACCUGAAGAUCGUUUCCCCCAAGUUUGAGGGCCAGAGCCUCGUGAAACGACACCGUCUCGUCUACGACCUUCUCGCUGACGAGCUUCAGUCCGGCCUGCACGCCCUCUCCAUCAUUGCUAAGACGCCCCACGAAACAAGUUCUGCUAAAUGA
Molecule: messenger RNA, 315 nt
Organism: Sphenostylis stenocarpa
Lineage: Eukaryota; Viridiplantae; Streptophyta; Magnoliopsida; Fabales; Fabaceae
Source: the annotation of a GenBank genome assembly